AGGCACUGCCAUGGCAGUGGAGGUCUGCUUGAGAAUUCAGUCAUACAACACUCCACCCUCAGACAAGCAGUGGAGUCCCCUACCCCCUCAUGGAGUCAGUCAGGACACCCCAGUCGAAGUACACGUUGGUGGGGGAGGCGAUACGUCACGUCAUCCCUGGAGCCACACAAUGCUCCAUAGGGUGUGGAGGUCAGAACUGCAAGUAUGAGAACCCUGACCGCUGGAGCAAGGACAAGCAAGCCAUCAAAGGCCUUUACUCCUCCUGGGUCACGGAAAGCCUUCUUGCCAUGGCCAGACCAUCUACUGUAUUAAUAGAAAAGUACAACAUUAUUGACCAAUUUAAAAGAUGUGGCCUGAAGACAGUGAUAAACCUGCAGAGACCUGGGGAACACGCCAGCUGUGGUCCCAAUGCACUGGAAUCAGAGAGUGGAUUCUCCUACCAACCUGAGGUCUUCAUGGAGAACAACAUAUAUUUCUACAACUUUGGUUGGAAUGACUAUGGGGUGGCCUCCCUCGCAUCCAUCCUGGACAUGGUGAAGGUCAUGUCCUUUGCGAUGCAGGAGGGGAAGAUGGCUGUCCACUGUCAUGCUGGUCUGGGAAGAACAGGUGUGUUGUUAGCGUGUUACCUGGUCUUCGCCACCAGGAUGACCGCUGACCAGGCCAUCGUGUUUGUACGUUCCAAACGACCCAACUCCAUCCAGACCAGAGGUCAGCUGUAUUGCGUGCGGGAGUUUGCCCAGUUCCUGGUCCCUGUCAGGAGUAUUUUCCACUGCGCUGAGCCCAGGACUAACCCCAUCACCCUGUCCCAGUUCCUGACCCGCCAGAGACACAUGCUGCAUGGCUAUGAGCGCCGGGAGCUCAGGCACCUGCCCAAGAUCAUCCAGGUGAUCUGCAAGCUGCUGCUGGACAUCGCUGAGAACCGGCAGGUCAUCGAGGAGGACAUGCUGGACAUCCAUGACAUGACGGCCGAGGAGGAGAUGGAGUUUGAGCGCUAUCGCGACUUUGGAUUCACCAAGGGAAGCUUCGGGGGAGGCGGCCUCGGAGGGCAGCCCCGCUUACCGGGACCCCCAACCAAACCCCGGCAUGCCAACGAACCGCCCCUGUUCUACCACCGCAAGAGCCUGAGCUACAGCGAGUCGGACCUGCGAAGGCUGGGCUCUGAGCUGAACCUGCCGACCCUACCUCUCUCCAACUCGCUGUCCGCUUGCAACAUGUCUGUGGCCUGUUCUCCCUCCCUGAACUCCCUGCCUAGGACCCCGGCCACAGGCAGCCCCAUGGGGCCCAGGCAAAUAACCACCACCUACGGCACCCAAGAUGGAUCCCUCUGGGAGCAGAAGAGCCUCGCGGAGGGAUCACCGCUCCUAAAGAAGACACAGAAAGCCUGCCAGCGCAGCGAGUCUGAGUGCAACCCCGAGAAGAAAGGGUAUAGCAGCAUGUUGUUUAGGUGGAAGGAGGAGCAGAGGGACAAGUUAGCGAACAAUGGUGAUGUGUCUCAGAUAGAGGAGUCAGAGGUGCCCUUCAUCACCAUCCAGACAGAGUUGUCCAAGGAGGCCAGGCGGCUGCUGGUGGCCCAGGCCCUGGCUGUGGAUCUGGAGCAGGAUGGAGAGGAGGAGCACAGGGAGAGACUACAAUCUUGGCAGUCAGAGUUGAACAUGGGAGGGGCAUGGGAGAGGCUGUGUACAUUGGAGAAGGACCCGUUUGUGCUCUCUGGGCUGAUGUGGACCUGGCUGGAGCAGCUGAAGGAGCCAGUCAUCUCCAUCAAGGAUAUACAGAAUCUGGACCGUAACAACAGUGAUCCUGCAAACCCAGAGGCUGUCUUCAAACCACUGGACCAGGCUCCCAGGGAGAUGUUAGUGUGCAUUCUGGACUGUAUGGCUCAUGUUCUCACAAUUCCAGAGGAGGUGGAGGCUGCUUUCCUGGAGCGCACCAUCAAGGCUUUCACAAAGAUGGGAAAAGACUCAGCGGUGUAUCCGGACAUGACAGAGAUCCUUAGGCUGGUCCUACACGACAUGAGGUUUAUAGCCAUAGCGGAGGAUGAGGUACCAGAUAUGGCGCCCAUUCCUACUGUACUGAUCCCAUAAACCUUCUGUAUUCUGUUCCAGACCAUCCCUUGCUAUACUAAAACAUAUUUUGUGCCUUCCUGCGCAGUUUGGAUAGUAUUUCACAUACAAUAUUUUGUCAUUAAGUAUUAUAAGAAAGUGUAUUGUAUAUGAAAUAUGAAAUAUCACUUUCCAAUGUUUACCUCUGUAUUGUACAGUUAAAAUGCAGA
Messenger RNA from Oncorhynchus keta (chum salmon), 2269 nucleotides. It is a transcript of the gene ptpdc1b, whose product is annotated as protein tyrosine phosphatase domain containing 1b. Bases 90 to 2081 code for a protein of 663 amino acids. Gene Ontology annotation, biological process: protein dephosphorylation; cilium assembly. The record is from RefSeq and is a predicted model, not a curated record. The transcript has 9 exons. Gene Ontology annotation, molecular function: protein tyrosine/serine/threonine phosphatase activity. NCBI's taxonomy places the organism in Eukaryota, Metazoa, Chordata, Actinopteri, Salmoniformes, Salmonidae.